ACGAGACACGCUAACGCUAGUGUCCUGGGAAGCUGGCUUUCUGACUGAGCAGCGACGAUGGCGCAGAACUUGUAUGGUCCUGGAGUCCGGAUGGGCAACUGGAACGAAGACGUCUUUCUGGAGGAGGAGCGCAUGAGAGACUUCCUAGAGAAGAGGGAGAAGGGAGAACUUCUUAUACAGAGGAACAGAAGGCUGAAAAAGAAUCUCUUGAGACCGAUGGAGCUUUCGGUAUCGCAAGAUGGCUUUGUCCACUACGGUGAUAAAGUGAUCCUCGUGAACCCUAACCACGCCCGGGGGGAGGAGGCUGGCGUGUUUUUGGAAGGAGACCUGUGCCUGUGUGUGAGUCCGGAUGAAAUUAAAGCACAGCUAUGCGAUGAGUUGGAAAUACCCUGUGCUGUGAGUGCUGUCCAGACCACCGUCCCGACGGGCAGGAACACCUUCACCAUUUUGAGCGAUAGCACAGACAGGAGUGCUGUGGGCCAAGUCCUUAGAUAUGGGCAGAGCUUCUGCCUCGGGAUAGCCGCCGGCCUGGAAUGCAAGAUGCUCUAUUUAUCGAGUGACCACAGGACCCUUCUGAAGUCCUCUAAGAAGUCCUGGCUCCAGGAGGUGACUCUGACAGAUGAGAACUCCCAUCUGAACUGCUGGCAGGCUACCUUUCUCGACCCCCAGCUGCGCCUGGAAUAUGAAGGCUUCCCAGUUAGGGCAAAUGAAAAGCUUGUCAUCUACCAUCGUCACACAAACCGAGCCUUGGCAGCCCAUCGGCAUCUCCCCUUAAGGACCUACUUUGGGAAGGAAGUUGAGGUUGCAGCUCACACACAUCUGGAUUCACACAAAGUUGAAAAACCCAAGAACCACUGGAUGCUGGUUACUGGGAAUCCCAGGAACAAGGCGACCACCAUGCUGGACCUCCCCAAACCUCCCACAGAUGACACCCGUGCUGUGGAGCAGGCCAUGGGCAUCAGCACAUAGUGACACACACCAGGCACACAUGGGGCCUCUUGGGCCCUGUUCUCAGCAACUGUAGGUCUUAAAGAGAAAUGAACAAUCUUGGUUGUGUCCCACGCAGUUUUUCAAUAGGGUGCAGAACGCCAGGAACACGGUAGUAAAAUAAAUAUCAUAUUAAACUUAUUGAGUUAGUGAUGGGGGCCUAGCUGAAAGGAGUAAGUGGUGUCUGAAAACAAUAGUAUUUGAAGUUAGAUCAGCUUUUGCUGAUAUCCUAAUUGUGGCGAGCUCAGUACCCCCACUCAGAGCCCCUUGCUUAGCAGGCCCUGCAAAGCCUAUGCUCCUUCCCAAAGCUGUGUUUAUGUAAUAAAGAA
Molecule: messenger RNA, 1316 nt
Organism: Myodes glareolus (Bank vole)
Lineage: Eukaryota; Metazoa; Chordata; Mammalia; Rodentia; Cricetidae
Gene: Cfap161
Product: cilia and flagella associated protein 161
Biological process (GO): cilium assembly
Cellular component (GO): motile cilium
Source: RefSeq, a predicted model, not a curated record